Tripterygium wilfordii is the source of this 1654-nucleotide messenger RNA. Its product is annotated as RGG repeats nuclear RNA binding protein A-like. Lineage: Eukaryota; Viridiplantae; Streptophyta; Magnoliopsida; Celastrales; Celastraceae. Gene Ontology annotation, cellular component: nucleus; cytoplasm. The transcript is spliced from 7 exons. Bases 261 to 1334 code for a protein of 357 amino acids. The record is from RefSeq and is a predicted model, not a curated record. Gene Ontology annotation, molecular function: RNA binding.
UAGGUUCGGGUCAGUUCCAUUUCUCAGCCGCAUUGGCUAGGGUUUUCCUUCUGUACUUGCUAUCUUCAUUUUGCUCUCGAUUCCUUUCCAUUUUCUGACAUCCCGAACACUGUUCUCUGCUUAAUCUCUGAUCUAUUAUCAUCAUUAUUCAUGGACUUAAGUAAGUUAUAGGGGUUUCGUGGUUGCUAUUCGCAGUUUCUUUUGAAGGUUGAUUUUUGUGUGUAUCUUUGUGGCUCUAACACUCUGUGAGCUUCAAAAGAAUGGCAACCAUGAACCCUUUUGACCUCCUCAACGAUGACGUUGAUGGCAACGAGGACCCCACUCAACUCAUCGCGGCGGCACAGAAGGUGGAGAAGACCAAGAAGCCGGCUCCUAUCACUCAGGUCAACACUGCUAAGCCAGCUAAGUUGCCCACCAAGCCGCCCCCUCCAUCUCAAGCUGUGAGGGAGGCAAAGACUGAUCCUGGCCGUGGUGGUGGACGUGGUGGUAGAUUUUAUCGAGAUUCAAGCAAUAAUAAGAGUAGCUUUGGCAACAACAACAGCUCUGUCAGAGGAUACAGACCUUCAGAAGAGGGGGAUUCAGAGAAGCCCUCUGAAAGGCGCGAGCCCUCUGAAAGACGUGGCUAUAGCACGCCUCGUGGCUCUUUCCGUGGGGGUCGUCGCGGUGGUUUUAACAAUGGAGAAGCUGGAGAAGGGGAGCGUCCUCGCAGGAUAUAUGAACGUCGCAGUGGGACUGGACACGGGAAUGAGUUCAAACGUGAUGGGGCUGGUCGUGGUAACUGGGGAACAGCUUCUGAUGAAAUUUCUCCUGACGCUGAAGAACCUACAGUUGAAACUGAGAAGAAGGUCAUUGCUGAGAAGCAGUCCGGAGAGGAAGGUGCUGCUGAUGUUAAGAAGGAGAAUCCUGUGGAUGAGCCAGAAGAGAAAGAGCCAGACGAGAAGGAGAUGACUUUGGAGGAGUAUGAGAAGCUAUUGGAAGAGAAGAGAAAGACUCUACUUGCUCUCAAGACUGAGGAAAGGAAAGUUGAUGCAGACAAAGAGUUUGGGUCCAUGCAACCGCUUUCAAAUAAGAAGAAUAAUGUUGAUGUUUUCAUCAAACUGGGUUCUGAGAAGGACAAACGUAAAGACGCUGCUGAUAAGGAAGAGAAAGUCAAGAAGUCUGUAAGCAUCAAUGAGUUUCUGAAGCCUGCUGAAGGAGAGAGGUCCUACAAUCCUGGUGGUCGUGGCCGAGGGCGGGGUCGUAGAGGUGGCUUUGGAGGAGGCAGCUUCCCUAGCAAUGUUGGAGCUCCUUCAAUUGAGGAUCCUGGGCAUUUUCCUUCUUUGGGUGCUAAGUGAAAAUUUAUGAAUGCUGCAUCAGAAAUUCCUUGUGAUCUAUCCAGAGUUUUAAGUCAACAUUUAUCAACAGGAAUGGUGUCCUGUGUUGAAGAACUGGUUUUAAGUUUGUGGGUGUAUAUUUUAGAUAUCCUUCCUAGCUGUGAAUGCCUGGGGAUAUCUUCCUGACAUGCAUUGUUAUUGUUACUCUUUAUAUAUUCAAUUAGGUCACAUUGGGAUCGUCAUUCUCUCUCAAAGUUUGUAGCAGUGGCUUCAGUUUUGUUUUGUUGUAGGUUGAAUAAUUGCUCAGCUUUUAUCUAAUUUUUGUGUUGAAUGACUUUUAA